AUGCCAGAACAGCCAUCUGGUACCAACGUAUCCACAUGCAAAACAUGUGGACAGGGGUUUGAAAUUGGCGCAGCAAUUAUUUUUAAAGAUGCUCAAUACCAUUCCUGGUGCUUUCACUGUUCUGCUUGCGCUACAAAACUUGACCCAGAAAAUAGUCUUGUUCCAUCAUUGACAGCUGGAAAGUGCAAUCUUCACAUAACCGAUCUUCAGUACGCAUUGAUUGGCACAGUAAGUCACACUAUGCAACUUUGA
Batrachochytrium dendrobatidis JAM81 is the source of this 252-nucleotide messenger RNA. RefSeq lists its product as uncharacterized. The record is from RefSeq and is a predicted model, not a curated record. The transcript is spliced from 2 exons. Lineage: Eukaryota; Fungi; Chytridiomycota; Chytridiomycetes; Rhizophydiales. The coding region runs from base 1 to 252 and encodes 83 amino acids.